Klebsormidium nitens is the source of this 3606-nucleotide messenger RNA. The record is from the annotation of a GenBank genome assembly. Lineage: Eukaryota; Viridiplantae; Streptophyta; Klebsormidiophyceae; Klebsormidiales; Klebsormidiaceae.
AUGAUCGGAAGUCUUGGGAAAGCCGUCCUUUCUAAACAAAGUGGGACGUGGGAGUGGGGCGAAAAGAAUAGUCUUGACAGUAGGUCUGAGAGCACCGUCGAAAUGGGAGGGGCAAAGGGAGGGGCAAAGGGAGGUGCAAAGGGAGAUGCAAAGGGAAAGGGUGGGCUUAAGAGGGUGGCAACUGCGGAGGCCGAGGGCAGUGGCAAGGCGGCUAAGAAGCAGAAGCCCGAGGCCGCUGGUGGGGCUGGACCAGUAGUGCCAAAAGCCAAGAGGAGCGGAGCCGUGAAGAAGGACGGGACGCCUUCGAACGGUGGGGAGGAGGAGUUGACGGAAGUGCCGCCCGCGCACGUCAAGGUCACCACCCCGGGAAAGAUGAAGGCGGGUGCAAGCACUCUGGGGAUUCGGGCUGCGCAGGGGGUCCUUUCGAAGCUGGAAAAGACCUACCUGCAGACCACCCUCCAGGAGCAGAUCAAAGAUUUCGUCCCGGAUGAUCUGAGAAAGAUCAAGCCUGAUGGGAUAGUGACCAUCCCCAUUGGGUAUCUCUCGACCGAGGACGAGAUGAUCGGAGGGGAGCUGAUGUCCUUCAACCCGCGUCAGCUGAACGCAGACGGAGUGGCGCGGAUCCGGCAGAGGUUCCGUAUCAAUGGGUUCGACACGACGAGGUCCAUCUUGACGGGGGUCGUGUCGUACAACGGGAUGACCUUCCCGAUGGACAAGAAAAUGCGGGAUAGCUGGGACGAGGUGGAAAGAGAGAACAUCAAGGAUUGGAAGGAGUAUUUGGAGAAGACGAAGGGGACAAGCCCUCUGAGUGCGUGGACGCUGAAGCACAUCGCAGGAGAGGGGAAGUCGUGGGGGAACAAAGUGAACGUGUCCGACGGCAAGCACAGGGUGGAAGCGGUGAGGGAGGAACAGAGAGCGAAUUUCCACUCCCUGAAGCUGGACCCCCAAGGCAAGAGGCACCCGAUGGUAAAGGUGCAACUGCUGGACGCGUCAUCGGACAUGAUGGGGAAGCUGCUGGCGUCCUGCAACGCAAUCAACGAGCAAACCUCGCAGGGCAUCCAGAAGCAAACCAUCCCGCUCAAGAUCAUGACUACGCUGGAGACGAUGUCGACAAUGGCGGGCAACAAGCUGAACCUAGAGUACGUUUUCUACAAGCCCCCCAACCACGUGGCGGGAUCGGGGUACGAGAAGGCGCUAGAAGCCAUCACCCAGGACACGGAGAUCGCAGAGGGCUUGGGGAAGGAGGACCUGUACACGCUGGUGGGUACGGGCUUGAGUGAAGAAUGGGUGGAGGAAGCGGUGUGGAGAAUCUUUGUGAAGAAACCGGCGCAAGCGGAAGAAGAGGGGUUCGGGAGGUCGUUGGAGAAGAUACGGCAGAUGUGCAAGGGGUUGGGGUACGCGUACAAGGUCAUGAGGGAGGGGCUGCAGUGGCUGCGGAGGCUGAAGAUCCUGAAGGAUGAGCCGGUGUCGAAGGACGGGUCCCCAGACAUCUCGUGGAACUUCGCCUCAGCGGAUGUGAAGGCGUUGUUCCGGGUGAAGAAGUCGGUGGAGUACCCGGAAUGGGUCAUGAGGCUGGCGUUCAGCAAAACGAAGAAGGGGGCGCACUUGGCGCGGUACAUGUUCGGGCAGGGGCAAGAGUGCAAGGAGAAGGCGAGCGCCAAGACAAAAGAAGAGCAAGGACGUGGAGGAGGCGGGCAAGAGAGCCUGUACUCGGGGGUGCCGGAGGCGCUGGACCUGCGUAAAAACGUGCUAGAGGCGAUUGCGACUGGGGCUGUGUUCGGUGGAAACUGGGAGGUUGAAUCAGCAGCGGCGACGGUGUACAAUCUCGAGGACGAAAAGAAGCUCGGGGUGCCGUUGGAGAGGGACUGUGGGGGGGAAGUUCCGGAGGGACUGAUCGAGCUUGGGAAGGAAACGGGGCGGGAAUACAUCACGAGGAAGGUCAGAGCGUACAAAUUGAACGUUCAGAUUGGAGUGGAGGAGGUCGCAGAGGAGGGUCGGGAGGGAGAGGGGAAGCAAAGCCUGUCCAUCAGCUCGACGGAGGUCUACAACGUGGUGGAGGAGUCAAACUCCUUCGUUUUGCCGUCGGUAGCGAAGCUGGUGGAGGGAUUGGAGUACCUGUGGCUGCUGGACGACGGAGACUGGGAGUCGAAGAAGAAGGGGGUGGACAUGGUGUGGUUCAACGUGCCGCUGCCUCGGUGCGUGCUUACCGACGGGGAGGCGGCAAAGUAUGACCCGCGGCAGCAGCGGCCGUGGGAGACCGACGAGGUGCUGGGGGCGCUGGAGCUAGCGAAGAAGCUCCUAACGCCUGCGGGGGUGCUGGUGGUGGUGGCACCUGUGGGGUUCCCGGAGUCGGCGUUGGACGGGACGAGUUACACUGGCCUGGUCACCGCCGUGAGAUCGACUGUCACGUUGGUGAUGGGUUUCAAGAAGUCGAAAGACACGACCAAGCACGUGUACGGCUGCCAAGGCAACACGUUCAACGUCUACUACGUGACGCUGGCGGCGUCGGACCUGACGUCCAUGGUGAAGGGAAGUGCGUGGAGGGACACUCUUGAAGGGGUACCUUUCCACGGAAUCUUGAAGAAGCACGGCUCGUACAAGCCCUACUCUUUCCUUGAGUGGGAGGCCUCUGGCAAGGGGCUGUCGACCAAGAUGGUGACGAGCCUGCUCGGGGGGGUGCCGCCGCGCGGUGGGACUGCCGUCGUGCUCAACGCCAAGGGGGGCAGGGAGGUGUCGGCCAUAUCAAAGGCCGGCUUAAAAGUCCUUGCGACGUACUCCGAAGCAAAGGAGACGUUCCCUGGAAUGCUCGAGGAUUCGAAGACGGGGAAGAAGUGGGGGGGUACCGACGGGUCAGCAGCAGAAGACCAGGUGGAGAAGGGGCCGAUAGAAAAGGCGCCGACGGAGACGGCAGGAGCAGGCCAGUCGAGGGGGAAGGAGAGGACCGCGGAGUAUGCGGAGUCGGUUGCCGGAGACGCGGGCAGGGAUAAGUCUGCGGAGGAUGUGGAUGAGGAGAGGGCCGAGAUCGAGGAUGAGCUUGCGGAGGCCGCGGCGGAGGGUGAGGAGGGCGAGUCGGAACCUGCAGAGGGUGAGGAUGAGGAGGGCGGGGAGGAGCCUGCAGAGGGUGAGGAGGGGACAACAAAGGAGAAGGGCGAGGAGGGUGCAGGAGACAAGGAAGGGGAGAAGGCCGCGGGGACGGCGCAGCCGAAGGCAGCUGGGGGCUCCGGAGAGGCAGGCGAGUCAAUCGCCGGCAGCUCGGACCCCUACACUCUAGAAUUGAAGCGUUUGGACGCUGAGAAGGGAGAGGCAGUGGAGUACUACGAUCCGUUUGGAACUCCGCCAGAGCCCAAGGUCCGAGAAUUGCUCGAAGUCCUCGCAAGAAGAGUGGGGAGAAAUGUGAGCAACGGAGCGCCGUUCGGGGUGAGGGUGAACAAGGCGCAACACCAAACCAGCCUAACGGAGUGCGGCCUGCACUUGCUGAUCUUCGUGUACAGGAGGUCAACGAACAAGAGGUGGUUUGAUUGCACGACAGGCACGACGGGGUCAAUGAAGGCCUUGAAAGCGUUUUCGAAAGUCAUUUUUAGUGGAGAGGCCCUUUUCAAUCAGUAG